Messenger RNA from Phytophthora sojae, 2593 nucleotides. RefSeq lists its product as hypothetical. Gene Ontology annotation, biological process: protein phosphorylation. NCBI's taxonomy places the organism in Eukaryota, Oomycota, Peronosporomycetes, Peronosporales, Peronosporaceae. Bases 1 to 2493 code for a protein of 830 amino acids. Gene Ontology annotation, molecular function: protein kinase activity; ATP binding. The record is from RefSeq and is a predicted model, not a curated record. The transcript has 7 exons.
AUGUUCGGGAUGGACCCGGUGCUCUCCGGGUCGCUGUGCUUCCUGGUGCUGGCCAUCGCCAUGUACCUCAAGUUCAUCCGCGAGCAGCCGUGGGGCGACGAGGAACUCUCGGACCACAAGAGCAGCCCCGUCGACGCCGACGACACCAUGCCCUUCCUGCACCCGUCGUCCCCCGCCGGCCGCCUCCAGGCGCAGCAGAAGACGCGCCAGCAGGUCAAGCAGAAGAAGAGCGCGCAGCAGAAGCCCGCGCAGCAGUACGGAGGCGCCUCCUCUGUGGCGGCCGCGGGCGUCGAGGUCCCCGCUGGAGCUACAGGACCCAGCUAUCACCUGCCCAAGAAGCAGCCAAUGCGCAGGCGCACGCACAGCGCGACGGCCUCCGCCGCAGCCUCACCCAGUAACAAGGUCAAGAGCGGCGCUGUGGCGGCUGCAGACGCCGCGGAGCUCGGGGAUCAGCUGCCCACGACCAUCUACGAGGACCAGUUCCGACAUCAACAGCAGCAGCAGCAACAGCAGCAGCCGCCCGACUCGGCGCGCAAUCAGCACCGCAUCACGUUCGACGACUACGACGAGGAGAUGGGCUUCCUGUCGCCGCCUCGGCACGCUGCUCAGGCGGCCAACACGUCGCUGGAGAGCGAUCACAUGCUGAAUAUUGCAGACACCCCCGAGAGAGGACUGAAUCCACUGCGGAUUGGAGGACAGUACCGAGGUGGAGAUUUGCUGGACAGGGCCCCCGAGAUGGACGCGUCGCCCGAUGCCAAGACGCUGAAAACGAAUAUUGAACGACAGUUCGUGAGGGAUGUGGCCCCGCCCGCGCAGAUGCAGCUGGAAGUUGCACGCAAGGCGCGGAUCCCGCUGUUCCUGCACUCGCCGAUGAGGCGGCCAAAACUCUCGAAAGCCAAGAACGACAGUUUGCAUGUCGACUUCAAGGAACUGCAAAUUGAGGAGAUGAUCGGCCAGGGCGCGUUCGGCACGGUGCACCGAGCCAAGUGGCGCGGAACGGCCGUGGCCGUCAAGAUUCUGGUUUGCCAACAUCUAACGGCAGAUAUUCUGGAGGAGUUCGAGGCCGAAGUGCAGAUCAUGACCAUUUUAAGGCACCCGAAUAUCUGCCUGCUCAUGGGCGCGUGCUUGGAGCCGCCGACACGCUGCCUGGUGAUCGAAUACCUGCCCCGAGGAUCGCUAUGGAAUGUCCUCCGCCAGGACGUUGUCAUUGAUAUGACCAAACAAUACGGUUUUGCUCGCGACACGGCGCUAGGCAUGAACUACUUGCACUCGUUCCAGCCGCCGAUUUUACAUCGCGAUCUGAAGAGCCCCAACCUGUUGAUCGAUUCCUCGUACGCGCUCAAGAUCUCCGAUUUCGGGUUGGCGCGCGUGCGAGCCCACUUCCAGACGAUGACGGGCAACUGCGGCACUACGCAGUGGAUGGCGCCGGAGGUGCUGGCCGCCGAGAAGUACACGGAGAAGGCCGACGUGUUCUCCUAUGGCGUCGUGAUCUGGGAGACCAUCACGCGGCAGUGUCCGUACGAGGGCCUGACGCAGAUCCAGGCGGCGCUCGGCGUGCUGAACAACAACCUGCGGCCGACAGUGCCCGAGAACUGCCCGCCGCUCUUCAAGAAGCUCAUGACGCUGUGCUGGGUGAGCUCUCCGGAGCAGCGGCCAAGCUUCGAGACGGACACAAUGGCUCCCUCCGCUGACACGACGCUGGGCCUGCUGGGCACGGGCAAGAUCGGCUCGGCGGUCUUCACGGGCUUCUGCAGCGCCAACGGCUGGCAGCCCAAGCACGCGUACGUGUCGGUGCGCACCAAGGCCAAGGCGGAGGCUCUUGUAGCCAAGUUCCCGGGCCGCGUGAGCAUCGGCGCGUCCAACCAGGAGAUCGUGGACCAGAGCGACGUCGUGUUCAUCGGCCUGCUACCCCACGUGGCGCGCGAGGAGCUGCCCAAGCUGUCGUUCGCCGGCAAGAAGGUGGUGUCCAUGAUGGCUACAAUCCCGUACGACGAGCUGCUACUGCUCGUGCAGCUGCCGCGCGAGAGCGUCGUGCGCUCCGUGCCGCUGCCCGCCGCCGCCAAGCGCGCGGGCCCCAUCCUGGCCUACCCGGACAACGCCUUCGCGCGCGAGCUGUUCGCCCAAGUGGGUACACCCGUCAUGGUGGCCGAGGAGGCCGAGAUCACCAAGCUCACGGGCAUCACGGCGCUCAUCUCCUUCUUCUACGCCACGUGCGACACCACGCAGCAGUGGUGUGUCAACAACGGCGUUGGCGGCCAGGCCUCGCGCGACUACAUCGCGUCCUUCUUCCACGCGCUGGCGACGGCGGGCGCCGAGUCCACGGAAGGCUUCGGCGAGAUGGCGGACGAGGCGGCCACUCCUGGCGGCCUCAACGAGCAGGUGCACCGCGCGCUGCAGGGCAACGGCGGCUACGAGCUCGUGGCGGACCAGCUGGACGCCAUCUUCAAGCGCCUCUCGGGAACGGACCCGGCCCCGCGCCCCGCGCGCAGCUAAAUGACGAUGUCAGCAGCUCUGCGGGGUUUGUGUUCGUUGCAGACACGACUUGCUCGGUGAGGUCUAAGACAAAUGAGAUGCUGCUAUUGCGUUAACCGUC